This is a messenger RNA of Danio aesculapii, 1976 nucleotides long. Its product is annotated as fibrous sheath CABYR-binding protein. The record is from RefSeq and is a predicted model, not a curated record. NCBI's taxonomy places the organism in Eukaryota, Metazoa, Chordata, Actinopteri, Cypriniformes, Danionidae. The transcript has 7 exons. The coding region runs from base 159 to 1766 and encodes 535 amino acids.
GAGAGAUUGAGAAUCCCAGUCGUAAGACCUCCACUUUCGAGUUCAACACACCUGGAGCCGGCUAAUUCCCUUCAUCCAUCUCAAGCACACUAAAAAAACACACCAACAAAUAGACUCUACAAAAAGAAGGCCGCUUUGGACAUCUGUGAUUUUCCACCAUGGGACUGUGUUCUCAUAAUGGAUUGUUAGUGAUGUUGCUGUUUCAUCUUUGCCACGCACAAGAUGAUGCUCUUUCAUCUCCUGACCCCGAGCGGGCCCCACCAAGCCUAGGUGAUGUGAUUGAUGCGGUGAAGGCAGCCUUCGAGCAGGCAGUUCAGAUUUCCACAACUGGUGCCGUACGUGAGGCCUUGGAGGAGGUUGUUGAGGAACUAACGCCACCGAAGACUCCAUCGGAUCAGUCAACAGUGGAAGAGACUACAGCCGAUCACACAGAAACAGCUGAAGAGCAGGCAGAGGUGCUCCCUGAAGAAGAGCCGGAUGCCCAUAUAUUAGAAACAAGCGAACAGACACAUGAAGAAGAAUCUCAAGAUACAGAGCCUUCAGAGGUGAUUCAAGGAUUGAUAGAUCAGGAGGACUCCUCAAUUUCAGAGCCAGUUAUAAAACCGGAAGAAAUUGUCCUUGAGGCAACGGAUUCAGUUCAGGAACCUGCAGAAUCAGUUUUGCAUGACCCUGAGAUUAUUGAAGAGGGUGAACCAACGACUGAGGAAACCAAGUCAGAUGAUUUAACCGUCCAGAUAUAUCCUGACAUGCAGGAAGAAAACAAAUCAGGAGCCACAGAGAUGAACAAUGGAGGGAAAAAGGUCGAAGAAGAUGCAUUUAUUGAAGAGGAGGCUCAAUUGUCUGAGAUAGAUGAAAGGGCUGCAAUGGAAAGAAUAAAGGAAGUAGAGCUGACAGUAGAUGGUGAAGGCCCACAAGAAGAAGAAUCUGUGGAAAUGCAAGAAGUGAAUACAGAAUCAGAGCCUAGUGAAGAGGAACGGCAGGCAGUAACAGCACAGAUGGGUACAGAUGGCGGUGUGGUUGAUAUGGAUGAAGUAGAACAGGAAGAGGAAAAACAGGAAACACUGAAAGAGGGUGUGAUUGAAGUUGAAGCAAAGAGAGAGGAGGUAAAGGAAGGAUCUGAGGCACGACUUCAGAAGGUUUCAAAAGAAGAGGUGGUUCCUUCAACCGAAAGAACAGCACCAGAGGUCGUAGUGGAUACUAGGGGACCAAUUAAGUUGCAGGAGCCUGUUAUUACGAAGUCUGAAGCAACAGGCGGUAAAGCGCAUGAGGCCAGUGAUGUAAAUGAGAUUAUCAUCUCCAGUGACCCAAACAUUGACGAUAAAGGUGAACCGGCGUUGAUGAACAUUGUUGAGGAGCUUGUACCAACACCAAUACUCAAACUGAGGGCUGGAGAAACUGAUGGCACACUGGUGGAGGAGCGUGAUGAUUCUACACAGACCAAAGCCAUAGGGCAGGAAGCCUGGAAGAUUGGAGCAAUAGCAGCCGCUUUCUGUCUCAUCCUGCAAACUGCUGUCACUGUCGUCUACAUUAUCAAGUGCAGGAGAAAGACUAGCAGCAGCAGUGUGGCUCCGAAGAACUCGUGCACAGGAAGAAAUGCAUGUGACGCAAACAACACAGACACAACCAUACCAAUCGAUGAGCAAUCUGCUGUAGACGACCUUCUCGAGUACUCGCAGGUCCAGCAAGAGGACGUUGCUAUGACAACUAUCCCACUGGAUUCCUCAGAGAAGAGUUCGUCCUCUGACCCUAGAACCUCUGUUGUUUAGCACGGCUGACCUUAAGGAGACUGAUUCUAGAUGUGUGUAAAUGAUUGAGUGCCUGUCAGUAUGAACAUGCGAGUGUGUGUGUUUAUUUGUGUGUAUAUUGAACGGUUUUGUUAGCCUUGACUGAAUUGUGACUUCUGUGUUACUCAGUGUGCAGAAUGAAGUAUAAUUUGUAAAAAAUUUAAUUAAAUAAGAAAAUACAUUCUUCAAUAA